Messenger RNA from Erigeron canadensis, 1306 nucleotides. RefSeq lists its product as uncharacterized. The record is from RefSeq and is a predicted model, not a curated record. NCBI's taxonomy places the organism in Eukaryota, Viridiplantae, Streptophyta, Magnoliopsida, Asterales, Asteraceae. Bases 104 to 1240 code for a protein of 378 amino acids. The transcript has 5 exons.
CUUACAACUAAAAGGUCUAGUAAUUCCACCGGCUAGUUAAAAGCAGCAGCUAGUGACCACCACUCUAAUUAACAUUCAUCUUCAUAAUAUCACAUUAACAACAAUGUCACAAGAGGCCAAAAAGAAAAUUCCAGCAACAUCUGCUAGGUCUCAUACCAGGAAUUCCAAACCCGAUACAUCAUCAUUUGGAAUUUCGAAGAAAGUACUAGUUGUCCUGGUUGCGGGGUUACUUUCAUGGGGUUAUCAAACAUGUGUUCCACAACCUCCAAAAACAUUAGGAUCACCAGAUGGGCCUCCUAUCAACUCCCCUAGGAUAAAGCUUCGUGAUGGAAGACAUAUAGCCUAUCAAGAAUCCGGGGUCCCAAAAGAUGUUGCAAACUUUAAAUUAAUAUUCAUCCAUGGUUUCGACGGUAGCACGUUUCAACAUCCUUUCUCCACGGUCUCACCGGCCGUUGUAGAAGAACUAGGAGUGUACAUUGUUGCAUUUGACCGGCCCGGUUAUGGAGAGAGUGACCCUGACCCAAAGAGAACCAUUAAGAGCUCUGCUUUUGAUAUUGAAGAGUUUGCGGAUCAAUUAAACUUGGGUCCGAAAUUCUAUGUAGCCGGAUGGUCCAUGGGUGGCAUGAUCACCUGGUCUUGUCUCAAGUAUAUCCCUCAUAGGCUUGCAGGGGCAGUUCUUAUUGCUCCAGGUAUUAAUUACUGGUGGCCUAACCUACCUUCAAACUUAACCAAUGAAGCAUAUUCGCGACAACUUAAACAGGAUCAAUGGUCUUUGCGUGUGGCUCACUACGUGCCAUGGCUGACUUACUGGUGGAAUACUCAGAACUGGUUUCCAUUUUUUUCUAUCAUCGACGGAGGCAUUGCUUGUCUUUCUCGCCCUGAUUUGGAAGUUUUAUCAAAGCUAUUUGCUGUCAUGGGUCCAAACAAGCUUCAAGUAAUGAAAUCACACGCAAGACAACAAGGAGAGUUCGAAUCGCUCCAUCGUGACUUGAAUAUGGGAUUUGGAAAUUGGGAAUUUGAUCCAAUGGACAUCGAAAACCCAUUCCCAAACAACAAUGGAUCGGUUCAUAUAUGGAACGGUGGUGAAGACUUGAUCGUGCCUCCUACAUUACAACGUUACAUUGCCCAAAAACUUAAAUGGGUCCAGUAUCAUGAGGUUACCGAAGUUGGACACUUGAUGGUUUAUGCCGAUGGCAUGGUUGACGCUAUUCUUAAAGCGCUUCUUAAUGUAAAGAAUUAGAUAGAUCAUUAUGGAUUUGUACUAUUUCCUUGUUCAUUAUUACUCUAUCUGCAUUUUCUUUCUAUA